GAGAGGAGCGAUCAUCAGACAGAGAGCUAGAAGAGAAAAAAAAAAAGGAAAAAAGAAAGGGAUCUUCCCAAUCCCAUGGACGAUCUCUGAGAAACCAAAUCCAUCUGGUAAAAUUUCAAUCCUGAUCCGGGAGGCUCGAUUAUUAUUUUUGUUGGAAAUGGUGUUGGUAUUGGCAUUGGGGGAUAUACAUGUACCCCAAAGAGCGGCUGAUCUACCCCCAAAGUUCAAAUCCAUGCUCGUUCCUGGCAAGAUUCAACACAUCCUCUGCACUGGCAACCUCUCCAUCAAAGAAAUACAUGACUACUUGAAGACGAUCUGCCCUGAUUUGCAUAUAGUUAGAGGCGAGUUUGACGAAGAUGCACGUUACCCCGACACUAAAACCUUGUCUAUUGGCCAAUUCAAGCUCGGUCUCUGCCACGGCCACCAGGUGAUCCCAUGGGGCGAUUUAGACUCACUAGCCAUGCUUCAGAGACAGCUCGACGUGGACAUACUUGUCACUGGACAUACUCACCAGUUCACUGCCUACAAACACGAGGGAGGAGUCGUCAUCAACCCGGGCUCUGCUACUGGUGCUUACAGCACCAUUAACCAAGAUGUUAACCCGAGCUUUGUUCUUAUGGAUAUCGAUGGUCUUCGUGUUGUCGUCUAUGUCUACGAGCUCAUCGAUGGCGAGGUUAAAGUCGACAAGAUCGAUUUCAAGAAGGCCUCCUCCACUUCUGCUCCUUAAUCCCGUUUGGAACUUUCUUUAGCUUCAAUAAUCUUUAUAGACUUUUGGUUUAAGCGUUCUAUUUGUUCAACUAAUUAAAGAUAAUGUUUGACACUCUUAUCAUAAAGAAGUUCAAAUAUUUGCAACCUUUACAAACACAUCUUCAA
Messenger RNA from Raphanus sativus (radish), 873 nucleotides. Its product is annotated as vacuolar protein sorting-associated protein 29. Gene Ontology annotation, biological process: intracellular protein transport; retrograde transport, endosome to Golgi. The record is from RefSeq and is a predicted model, not a curated record. The transcript is spliced from 3 exons. NCBI's taxonomy places the organism in Eukaryota, Viridiplantae, Streptophyta, Magnoliopsida, Brassicales, Brassicaceae. Gene Ontology annotation, cellular component: endosome; retromer complex. Bases 158 to 727 code for a protein of 189 amino acids.